AAUAAAGCCGACGAAGUCUCGAACUCUCACAAGCAGAAACACGCCCGCCACCGUCGAAACCUACAAGAGUUCGCUCUAUCACUCACUCAUCCACUCAUUUUCUGAAACAGCUAAAGCAAAAGAAAAAAUAAUCGAACAAACUAAUGUCAAGUAGCAGUAACAGAAUCAAAAACUAUGAGGACUUCGUCAAAGUCCAUGGUCUGCUAUUGGCAGCCUCCGGCCUCCCUCAGUCACUACACCUUCAGCUCUUCCAGAAACUCACCACUGAGACUUUCGACGGCGGGGCUUUCUUUCAAAUCGAGCCUUGCGGGGACGGACGCCAGCGGCGGCUCCUCCUCACCUCCGACUUCAUGCCUAAACAGUCCAACGUUUUUCUGGUCGACCACGCCUGGACUUUUCGUCUCUCUGAUGCUUAUAAACAGCUGCAGGAGGUUCCAGGGCUUGCUCAAAGGAUGGCUUCUUUGAUGUGUGUUGAUAUUGGUGUUGCUUCAGAUUCUGAAGACAUGGACCUUGUAAAUGGUGUUUCGCAUCAGAAUGGUGUCGUAUCAAAUGUUGAGGAGGUAUUGCAGAGUGAAAUUCGCAGUGCAAGAGAAAAAGAUGACGGCAAUGUAAAGUGGUUGGAACUCGAGGAGCUUAACAUUGAUGAUGACAUGUUGCUGUCUCUCAAUUUGUCUAGUAAAUUUCCGGAUUUACAAGCUCUUAGCCUUUGCGGAAACAAGCUUGAGAAUGUGGAAAUUGUUGUGCAAGAAGUUAUCAAGUUCAAAAACCUAAGGGCUUUGUGGCUGAAUAACAAUCUUGUUCUUGAAAAAUGUGAUCAGCAAAUGGAAGAAGUGAUCAUACAACGAUGCACUGGACUAGAAAUUUUCAACUCACGUUUCACUAGUAAGUUUGGCGAGUGGGCGUUGGGCUUUUGUGGAGAGGUUUAUGUGAAGGAUAAUCCAAGCAGUCUCCAUCAAAGUGACCAUCCCUUGCAAAGUGUGACCUCACUUGACCUUUCAGAUAGAUGUAUUCACAAUCUGAUCAAUAAGGCAUUUUCACCUGCUGAGAUACCAUCUCUUUCGCAUUUGCAUAUUCGAGGAAAUUCAUUGGAGCAGAAUUCCGUUUGUGAAUUAUUGGAACUCUUGAAGGGAUUUCCCAGCUUGCAGUCUUUGGAGGUUGAUAUACGUGGUCCUCUUGGAGAAAGUGCCAUAGAAAUUCUUAAAUCUCUUCCAACUCUUUCUGUAUUAAAUGGAGUCAGUGCUUCUAAAAUUUUAGAAGAUGGAAAACAUGUGAUUGAUUCAAUGCUUCAACCACGUCUUCCCGAAUGGACAACGGACCAUCCUCUCACUGAUCGUGUUCUUAGUGCAAUGUGGUUAUAUUUAAUGACAUAUAGACUUGCUGAUGAGGAAAAGAUAGAUGAAACAUCUGUAUGGUAUUUUAUGGAUGAAUUAGGUUCAGCUUUGCGGCAUAGUGAUAAACCAAAUUUCAGGGUGGCCCCCUUUCUUUUUAUGCCAGAAGGGAAACUGGUGUCAGCUAUCAGCUAUACUAUAUUAUGGCCCAUCCAGAAUGUUUACAAAGGUGAUGAGUGUACUCGUGAUUUCCUAUUUGGUAUUGGGGAGGACAAACAGCGUUCUGCCAGGCUUACGGCUUGGUUCCAUACACCACAGAAUUAUUUUAUUCAAGAGUAUGAGAAACACUGCAAGAAAUUGCAUAUGAAAAAUUUAACCUAUCUGCCUACCAAGUCUUCUACAACGGAACGUUUAUGCUGUGGUGAUGGAUGUGCAUUACGUGUUUACACUGACAUACCUCAAGUUGAAGAAUAUUUGACACGUCCAGAAUUCAUAAUCACGACAGAGCCAAAGGAUGCAGAUAUUAUAUGGACAAGUAUGCAGGUGGAUGAGGACAUGAAAAGAGCUACUGGAAUAACAGAUCAGCAAUACAUAAACCAGUUUCCUUUCGAGUCUUGUCUUGUGAUGAAACAUCAUUUGGCAGAGACUGUUCAGCAGGCGCAUGGGUCUCCUGAAUGGUUGCAGCCUACUUACAAUCUGGAAACACAUCUAUCUCAACUUAUUGGUGACUAUCAUGUACGGAAAAGAGAUGGACAUAACAAUCUAUGGAUCUUAAAACCUUGGAACAUGGCACGGACUAUUGAUACGACUGUUACUGAUGAUUUAUCAGCUAUUAUUCGUCUCAUGGAAACUGGUCCAAAAAUUUGCCAGAAAUAUAUUGAGCACCCAGCGUUGUUCCAAGGAAGGAAGUUUGAUCUUCGUUACAUAGUGCUGGUUCGCAGUAUGGACCCUCUAGAAAUAUUCCUUGCAGAUGUUUUCUGGGUUAGAUUGGCAAAUAAUCCCUAUACUUUAGACAGACACAGUUUCUUUGAGUAUGAGACGCACUUUACAGUUAUGAAUUACGGUAGGAAAUUUAGUCACAUGAACACACCCGAGUUCAUGAGGGAGUUUGAAUGGGAACACCAGGUUAAAUGGUUAGAUAUUCAUCAGAAAGUAAAGAAUAUGAUCAGAUCUGUGUUCGAAGCAGCUGCUGUUACACAUCCAGAGAUGCAGUGUUCAAAGUCUAGAGCCAUAUAUGGUGUGGAUGUAAUGCUCGAUAACUCUUUUCAACCAAAGUUAUUGGAGGUAACUUAUUGUCCAGACUGUAUGAGAGCAUGCAAAUAUGAUACAGAAGCUGUAGUUACAGGGGAAGUGGUUAAAGGUGGUGACUUCUUCAAUUAUGUCUUUGGUUGUCUUUUUCUUAAUGAAACUGCUCAUGUAAGUCCAAUAUAAUUUAGCUGUAGGGGUACACUCAUUUAUAAGUAUUGAGAUGUACAAUUGGGAAUCAUUUGUCAUAUAUUUUGGGCUUAUUCGUCAUUAAUGUUUCUUUUCUGGAAGAUUUUGUAUUGUUGGGUUGCGGUUGUAAAAGUUCAUCGGUUUUUCUUGUUGAGUAA
This is a messenger RNA of Pistacia vera, 2920 nucleotides long. RefSeq names its product tubulin--tyrosine ligase-like protein 12. Lineage: Eukaryota; Viridiplantae; Streptophyta; Magnoliopsida; Sapindales; Anacardiaceae. The record is from RefSeq and is a predicted model, not a curated record. Gene Ontology annotation, biological process: protein modification process. Bases 144 to 2759 code for a protein of 871 amino acids. The transcript is spliced from 15 exons.